Molecule: messenger RNA, 705 nt
Organism: Myzus persicae (green peach aphid)
Lineage: Eukaryota; Metazoa; Arthropoda; Insecta; Hemiptera; Aphididae
Exons: 3
Coding region: 1-705 (234 amino acids)
Source: RefSeq, a predicted model, not a curated record
AUGAACAUAAAUACUUUUAAUGACGGAAAUUUCCGAGCACUUUUACGCUUUCGUGUAGAUUCUGGUGACACUAUUCUAGAAGAACAUUUGAAAAAUGGUCCAAAAAAUUCGUUGUAUACUAGUCCUGGAAUUCAAAAUGAGAUUAUUUCGAUUUGUGGUGAUAUCGUUAAGUCAAAAAUAAUCCAAAGAGUUAAUGCUGCCGAGUGCUUUUCUGUGUUAGCAGACGAAACUACAGACAUUGGAAGAAUUGAGCAAAUGUCGGUAUGCUUGCGUUAUUUUGAUCAAGGCGAAAAAAAAAUUUGUGAAGACUUUUUAGAAUUUACACCUGCUGUUGAUCUUACUGGAAAAGGACUUGCAACUUUAAUAAUGAGUAGUUUGCAAAAUAACGGCAUUAACUGCCAGUUUCUAGUUGGUCAAGGCUACGACGGUGCCUCGGCAAUGAGUGGUUAUUUACAUGGUGCUCAUAUACCAUUGGUCGUACAAUUAGAAUUUAAGAAGAAAUCAGAAGUCAGUGAUAUCUUAGAUUCGAGCAAAGAUCAAAUGAAGAAUUAUUUGCAAGGGGCCCUAAUUAACCUUCAAAAGCAAGCACAAAAAGUGAUGAAGUAUUCUAAUAAUAACUUUACAGAACUUCAAUUAGGAACUACUGCAAGAGUGCCUAACCUGACGUGGAUAAAGUAUGGAGUAUGGUAUGCUAUGGUUCACUAG